AUUGAUUCACUAAUACUCCAUGCAACACCCCGCCACGUAUGAUCUACUCGAGAAGCCAUCGAUAGUACAGCCUCCGAUGAUUGGUACGGUUUCGAUGGGUACUGGACACUGCAGUGCAGAGCUCUGUACCGUAGGGACUGUCAACUGAGAUGGGUAGUCACUGUAUUAGUACCACACUACCAUCUGCUUCAGAUCUCCACUACCAACAUGCCAAACCACCUUGGCAUCCCCUUCAAGAAGACCUACACCGCACCCAUUCGUGCCAGCGUUCGCGAUUACAUCCUCCGCCACACAGAGGACCAUCCAGAUGCCUACAAAUCAGACAUCGCACAAUGGGAGUCCCUCCGUGGUGCGUGCAUGAACACGGCUGCGGGUGCCCCACACAGCAGCAACGUCGAUAGCUUCCUGAAGUAUCAUGCCCAACUCGUAUUCAUCCUUGCUAAACUGCCAUCAGAUAUAAACCUAGAGAUCUCUUACGUUCACCCGUUUUCCGCAUCGGGAUCCAUCCCACUGACGUUGCGCAGUUUGGCGUUCGAGAGAGCGAGCGUCCUCUUCAAUCUGGCGGCACUGUACUCACGGCUAGCGACCGCAGAGGACAGAUCCAGCCAGGAUGGCUUGAAGCGUGCGACCACUUACUAUCAGAGUGCGGCAGGGACCCUGUCAUAUCUAAGCUCGUCUGCAUUGCCAAAGUUGCGAUUUCCAGCAGACACGGAAGAAAUCCCGACAGACUUGACAGAGCCCUUUGUGAGAAGCCUGGAGAAUCUGAUGCUCGCACAGGCGCAAGAAUGUGCAUGGCAGCGUGCAGUCGCAGACCUCUACAAGAACGGGCUUAUCGCUAAAUUGGCGGCGGGAGUAGCUUCUCUUUACACUUCAUCGUUGGAGGCGAUACGCUCUGCUCCAUCAACAAUCUCUAGUUCAUUGCCUUCUACCUGGGUGACUCACUUAGAAACCAAACAACGUCAUUUCCGCGCAGCAGCACAAUACAGGAAAAGUAUAGACGAGCUCGAAGCUAAUAGAUACGGUGACGAAUUACGCAGACUAAUGGAUGCAGAGGAAGAAGCCAAGAAGGGAUACAGCCUAGCCAAACGCAGUUCUGUCGCACCAGCAGUAAUACAAGACAUUAAAUCUUUGCUAGACGUCCUUCAGAAAAACCUUGGGCGUGCACAACGUGACAACGACCUGAUCUACCAUUGCAACAUUCCCGCCUCCACCGCGAUCGAUCCAAUACAAGAAGUCAUCAUGGUAAAGAGCAACGUUCCCCCGGGUUUACUGGACCCAAAGAGUCUCAUCGGUAGUGGCGGCAUUCUUUUUGACGACAUGCUGGGAUGGGGAGCUCGGGAAGCCGUCAACAUAUACAACGACAAUAAGCAAACAUUAGUUAAGGAGCGGGUCGUUGAAGCCGCUCAAGUGCUUGACGACGAAGCAGACCGGCUUUUGCGUUCGCUCAAUCUCCCAGCCUCUCUCGAAGCACUGGAACGACCUAUCGGACUGCCUCCUAGUUUGUUGAAGAAGGCUGAGGAGGUCCGGCUGGAACAAGGACCAGAUAGAAUCGAAGCAUACCUCGAUGACGUUCAGCACUUGGCCAGACGCGCGAUGUCAUUACUAGACGAGGCCAUGGAUAUCCUGGAUAGCGAAGCCUCCGAGGACGAAGCCGCACGCAAAGAAUUAUCCUUGUCGAGACCACUUUCUCACGAAGCUAACCGGGAGCUCGUAGCCAAGCAACAACGAUACAGAACCGUCCUUCUGGAAGCUGCUCAGAGUGAUGUCACUGUGCGCGAGAAAUGGGAAGAGUCGGAAGCUGCUAUUGUCAACUUGACCUUGGAUGAGGAGGAACUCGAAGCUUUGGUGCCGUCAACGACGGUGUCUAUUGACGGUAAAGUCAGCAUGGCGAACAAUCAGACCCAGAUCUACGCUCGUGCACUCCGCGCACUCCUGGAAUCCCUAGAUGAUAUCAGGAAGGAUUGUAGCCAACUGGUUGCGAGGGCACAAAGACUAGUGGAAGCGGACGACAUCAAGCCUAGCAUCAUUUCUGCGGCUAGCAACUUCAAUCGCUGGGAAGAACUAACUCCCGCGAUGUUCGUGGACGUGUCAGAUGCAGAACUUGCAAAGUAUGAUAGGUACAUCCAAGGUUUGGCGGAAGGAAAGAAGAAACAAGAAGGGAUCCUCGAAGCUAUCAAGUCUAAGAACGAGCAAUUCUUGUCGUCUCGUAAGGAAGAUCCGGCCGUCAAAGACCGCGAGAUCGUCCUGCACAACCUAGACAUGGCCUAUGCCAAAUAUCUCGAGAUCACCCGCAAUUUGGACGAAGGUCGCAAGUUCUACAACGAGAUGGCAAGCAUCCUUCUGCGGUUCAAGGAGGCGUGCAGACUUUGGAGUAAUCGGCGAAGUCAAGAAGCACAGUCGCUUUACCAAUUGUUCCAGUCCCUUUCUAUCCAAGAGGAACCUAAACCUCCGGAGCAGGAAAGUCCGGAUAAGCCAGCAGAAACCUCUGUACCCGAACAUCCUAGUCCUCCUCAAAGACAUAAAGCGAACAUUCCAUCGCUGUCCUCGACGGAGUGGGAGCCGCAGGAAUUCCCUCCGGCGCAACCAUCUACGCCCGUCCGUAGUCGACCCAAGCAGAAGGCGAACCUACCGUCAUUAUCAUCCCCUGAAUGGGAGGCACAGGAACCGCCUACGGCACCGACACCCAGUCACCCGAAGAAGAAGAAAGCCAAUUUGCCUUCGUUGUCAUCCCCGGAGUGGAAGACAGAGGGCUUGGCACCGCCCCCUUCCUCUUCCCCUGAACCUGAGCGUCAGAAGCCCUCAACGAAAAAAACCUUGCCAUCACUGUCCUCGGCGGAGUGGGAAACACAAGAACUGCCCCCGCCACCGCCGCCUCCACCUGUUACAGAGAGAAGAGGUGCUAAAACACCAAGGAAACAGCGGCGCUGACGCAAAUGCGACCGCAUGCGGGAACGCGUUUUGAUUAGUAUACGAAUAUAAACACGGAUUUCUGAUCCCUUGUAACGGAAGAAUAAUGGACCGUGAUUAUAAUGCAAUUUGGUAGCGUAGGUUCGGAUAUCACCAGUAUGACAAGGCUAA
Molecule: messenger RNA, 3078 nt
Organism: Pisolithus orientalis
Lineage: Eukaryota; Fungi; Basidiomycota; Agaricomycetes; Boletales; Pisolithaceae
Product: BRO1-like domain-containing protein
Exons: 15
Coding region: 208-2928 (906 amino acids)
Cellular component (GO): endosome
Molecular function (GO): protein binding
Source: RefSeq, a predicted model, not a curated record